AUGUGGAAGAAAAAGGGUACAAGUGGCGACAAAAGUGAUUACAAGGUCAAGGCAACGUGGGAGAGGAAUGUUGUGUACAUUUUCUGUGACUUGUGCAUACAAGAAAUAGAGCUUGGGAACAAGCCAGGAACUCAUUUCAACAAGAUUGGUUGGAACCGUUUGGUUAGUAAUUUCAAUAAGGAUACCGGCAAAGAAUAUGAUAGGAUGCAGUUGAAGAAUAAGUGGGAUCAGUUGAAAAAAGAUUGGAAGCAAUGGAAGCAGCUUCGUAAAAAUGAAAUGGGUUUUGAGUGGAACCAAAGAAAACGGACAAUUGAUGCUUCAGAUGAGUGGUGGCAGAAUAAGCUAAAGGAUUUUCCUGAUGCUGCGAAGUUUAGAUUCCAGGGCAUUGAGCCAGAGUUAGAGCAAAAGCUAGAUAGAAUGUUUAUGAGCAUGGACCCCAUUGGAGAGGAUGAUGUGACACUCGCCCUUCCCGCAAUUCCAAUUGGUGUGUCAAUGGGUGUCACACCACUUGUAGGAGACAACACUAAGGAUUCCCAUCCGAAUGCACUGAUGGAGAACUUGGAUGACAUAUCCGAUGAGAUAGAUAAUUUCCGUGGUACAACUACUCUGGAGCCUGCAGUAUCUCGCCACAUAAAGCGAGCGAUCGAGCAAGGAACUUCACAGCUGAAAGAGAAGAAGCAGGCAGUGGAAGUGGGCGAGGCUGUUAACAUGCCUGCACAGAUAGAUCACUUGCGUGAUGGGAUUGAGAGCAGGAGCACCGCUACCUCACUCAUGAAGUCAAGCUCAGGGUAUAGCAUCACUGAGGGAAUCCGUCUGUUGGAUAGCAUUGAGGAGAUUCCCAAAGCUAGCGCACUUUACUAUUUCGCGACUAAGAUAAUCUUGGACAAGGAUAAAAGAGAGUUGUUCAUGGCACUUGCUCCGGAUGCCAAGGUGUGGUGGCUAAAGAUGGAACAGGAGGAGAGGAACAAAUAG
Molecule: messenger RNA, 972 nt
Organism: Ananas comosus (pineapple)
Lineage: Eukaryota; Viridiplantae; Streptophyta; Magnoliopsida; Poales; Bromeliaceae
Product: L10-interacting MYB domain-containing protein-like
Exons: 2
Coding region: 1-972 (323 amino acids)
Source: RefSeq, a predicted model, not a curated record